This is a messenger RNA of Emericellopsis cladophorae, 1845 nucleotides long. RefSeq lists its product as uncharacterized. NCBI's taxonomy places the organism in Eukaryota, Fungi, Ascomycota, Sordariomycetes, Hypocreales, Bionectriaceae. Bases 1 to 1845 code for a protein of 614 amino acids. The record is from RefSeq and is a predicted model, not a curated record. Gene Ontology annotation, biological process: cell division. Gene Ontology annotation, molecular function: protein binding. The transcript is spliced from 2 exons.
AUGGAGACAUACCUGCGCGAAUGGCGCCAGGAUGCCCUGAACAAAUCCCAGUACGAGUCGGCUAUCUUCAUCGGGGACAAGCUACUGGCCUUAACACAUGACGAUGGCGAUGCAUUCUGGCUGGCACAAGUUCACUUUGCUACGGGCAACUACACGCGAGCUCAUGCCUUCCUCGAAAAGCAAGACCUCGUGAACCGCAGCUCAUCAUGUCGAUAUCUCGCGGCCCACUGCCUCACCAAACAAGGAUUGUUCGACGAAGCACUGAAAAUUCUGGGUGAUCGAAAUCCGACGCAUCUCAUCAUGAACGGGGGCCCAAGCCACAAGCGAAAGACACAGGCAAGAACCGGCGCGCGAGGUGCAAGAAGACACGGUGCCGACGACGAGACUGCCGCCUCAGAAGAAUCCAAGGAGCGACGAUACGAGGCGGGUAUGUGCUAUCUCAGAGGCAUAUGCUACGCUAAAAAGAAUGCGUUCGACCGGGCGAAGGAAUGCUACAAAGAUGCUGUGAGGAUUGAUGUCCAGUGCUUCGAGGCGUUUCAGCAACUCAUGUCGAACCACUUGCUUUCGCCAGAUGAGGAAUGGCAAUUUCUGGAAAGCCUUGAUUUUGACCAGGUGCAAGUGCCCAGCAAUCCGGGGGUAGCCCAGGAGGCGAGCGACUUCACACGGAUGCUUUACACGACGCGAUUAUCCAAGUAUCGCAACCCCGACGCUUUCGAAAGCGCAUAUGAUUCUUUGUCGACACAUUAUCGCUUGUCGGACAACCCAGAUCUGCAACUGGCGCGGGCGGAUCUACUCUACACUCAGUGUCGGUACCAGGACGCCCUCACAAUCACCAACGAGAUCCUUGAGACGGACAAGUACAACUUUAGCAUAUAUCCCGUACACCUAGCUUGUCUUUUCGAGCUCAAGAAGAUCAGCUUGCUCUUCCUGGUUUCUCAUGACCUGGCCGACACGCAUCCGGAGGAGCCCUGUACAUGGCUUGCUGUGGGCAUCUACUACUUUGCGAUUGAGAAGAUCCCAGAGGCCAGGCGAUAUUUCAGCAAAGCGAGCAUGAUGGACGCACACUUUGGGCCUGCGUGGAUAGGGUUCGCGCACACGUUUGCGGCUGAGGGCGAGCACGAUCAGGCGAUAUCAGCGUACUCGACGGCAGCCCGGCUUUUUAUGGGAACGCAUCUGCCGCAAGUGUUCUUGGGGAUGCAAAACGUGGCCUUGAACAACAUGACUCUGGCUGAGGAAUUCCUCAAGACAGCUCAUGGUCUGUGCAAAACGGACCCACUACUGCUCAACGAGAUGGGGGUGGUCAAGUUCCACCAGGACAGACCUAGAGAUGCCAUACUUUGCUUCAAUCAAGCACUGCAGAUGGUGGACGAGAUUGGUGGUGAAAGGUCCGCUUGGGUGGCCGUGAGAACCAAUCUGGCUCACGCAAUGCGACGACUGGGGAUGUACGAGCAAGCCUUGGUCCAGUUUGAGCAGGUGCUCCGCGAGGGAGGCAAGAAUGCUGCCGUAUUCUGCGCCAAAGGACUGAUUUUGAUGGAGCAGGACAAGUCUGACGAAGCUGUCGUUAUCCUACAUGAAGCGCUGGCGAUCAACCCGCAGGACAGCAUCGCGACCGAGCUUCUCAACCGGGCACUCGAAGAGACAGCCACUAUGGACACAGUCACCGAAGAGGAUGCGGAUGAACUCGCAUGUUUUGAGGGGCAUCUUGAGCAAAGGAAGAUGGAGGCCACACGCAAGCUGAUGGGUGCGAAUGGUGCCGUGGCGAAAGGCAAAGGGGCAAUGGACAGACGACGAAUUGUCUCUCUGGAGGGUGAAGAGAGCAUGAUGGACAUGACUGAUGAGGAAUAA